Molecule: messenger RNA, 3146 nt
Organism: Cercocebus atys (sooty mangabey)
Lineage: Eukaryota; Metazoa; Chordata; Mammalia; Primates; Cercopithecidae
Product: zinc finger protein 69-like
Biological process (GO): regulation of DNA-templated transcription
Source: RefSeq, a predicted model, not a curated record
AGGGGACAGUCGCCCUUCGUCCUUUCCUUUGGUGCUGUACCGGCUGCGGUGAGGAACUCGGCGCUCUUGCUCCGAGAGGGGCCAGGUUCCUCCACCAGAGCUUCUGUCGCUCUGUAACCUGCACUGUGACCUACACUAGUCGCGGGAGCCACGCAGAGGACGCCGGAACACCCUGGAAGCCGAGAAAUGGACCCAGUGGCCUUUGAGGAUGUGGCUGUGAACUUCACCCAGGAGGAGUGGGCUUUGCUGGAUAUUUUUCAGAAGAAUCUCUACAGGGAAGUGAUGCUGGAAACUUUCAGGAACCUGACCUCUAUAGGAAAAAGUUGGAAAGACCAGAACAUUGAAUAUGAGUACCAAAACCCCAGGAGAAACUUCAGGAGUCUCAUAGAAGAGAAAGUCAAUGAAAUUAAAGAAAACAGUCAUUGUGGAGAAACUUUUACCCAGCUUCCAGAAGACAGGCUGAACUUCCAGGAGAAGAAAGCUUCUCCUGAAGUAAAAUCAUGUGACAGCUUUGUGUGUGGAGAAGUUGGCAUAGGUAACUCAUCUUUUAAUAUGAACAUCAGAGGUGACAUUGGACACAAGGCAUAUGAGUAUCAGGAAUAUGGACCGAAGCCAUGUAAGUGUCAGCAACCUAAAAAAGCCUUCCGAUAUCGCCCCUCCUUUAGAACACAAGAAAGGGAUCACACUGGAGAGAAACCCUAUGUUUGUAAAGAAUGUGGAAAAACCUUUGUUUUCUAUUCAAGCAUUCAAAGACACAUGGUAAUACACAAAGGAGAUGGACCUUAUAAAUGUAAGUUUUGCGGGAAAGCCUUCCAUUGUCUCAGAUUAUAUCUUAUCCAUGAAAGAACUCACACUGGAGAGAAACCAUAUGAAUGUAAACAAUGUGGUAAAUCCUUCAGUUAUUCUGCUACCCUUCAAAUACAUAAAAGAACUCACACUGGAGAAAAGCCUUAUGAAUAUCAGGAAUGUGGGAAAGCAUUUCAUAGUCCCAGAUCCUAUCGUAGACAUGAAAGGAGUCACACGGGAGAGAAGCCUUAUCAGUGUAAGGAAUGUGGGAAAGCGUUCACGUGUCCCCGUUAUGUUCGUAUACAUGAAAGGAUCCACUCUAGGAAAAAAUUUUAUGAAUGUAAGCAGUGUGGGAAAGCAUUAUCCUCUCUUACAAGUUUUCAAACACACAUAAGAAUGCACUCUGGAGAAAGACCUUAUGAAUGUAAGAUAUGUGGGAAAGGCUUUUGUUCUGCAAAUUCAUUUCAAAGACAUGAAAAAAUUCACAGUGGAGAUAAACCCUAUAAAUGCACGCAAUGUGGUAAAGCCUUCCCUCAUUCCAGUUCCCUUCGAUAUCAUGAAAGGACUCACACUGGAGAGAAACCCUAUGAGUGUAAGCAAUGUGGGAAAGCCUUCAGAUCUGCCUCACACCUUCGAGUGCAUAGUAGAACUCACACUGGAGAGAAACCCUAUGAAUGUAAGGAAUGUGGGAAAGCCUUCAGAUAUGUGAAUAACCUUCAAAGUCAUGAAAGGACACAAACACACAUAAGAAUACACUCUGGGGAAAGAUGUUAUAAAUGUAAGAUAUGUGGGAAAGGCUUUUAUUGUUCCAAAUCGUUUCAAAGACAUGAAAAAACUCACACUAGAGAGAAACUCUAUGAAUGCAAGCAAUGUUUUAGUUCCAGUUCCUUUCGAUAUCAUGAAAGGACUCACACUGGAGAGAAGCCAUAUAAAUGCAAGCAAUGUGGGAUAGCCUUCAGAGCUGCCUCAGUCCUUCAAAUGCAUGGUAGGAGUCACCCUGAAGAGAAACCCUGUGAGUGUAACCAAUGAGGGAAAACCUUCAGAUCUGCCCCACACCUUCGAAUGCAUGGUAGGACGCACAAUGGAGAGAAACCCUAUGAAUGGAAGGAAUGUGGGAAACCCUUCGGAUCUGCCUGGAACCGUCAAAUUCAUGAAAGGACACAAGCACACAUAAGAAUGCACUCUGUAGAAAGACCUUAUAAAUGUAAGAUAUGUGGGAAAGGCUUGUAUUCUGCCAUGUCAUUUCAAAUACAUGAAAAAUCUUACACUGGAGAGAAACUCUACGAAUGUAAGCAAUUUGGUAAAGCCUUUUUUCUUUCACUUCCUUUCGAUAUCAUGAAAGGACUUAUACUGGAGAGAACCCCUAUGAGUAUAAGCAAUGUGGGAAAGCCUUCACAUCUACCUCACACCUUCGAAAGCAUGGUAGGACUCACACUGGAGAGAAACCCUAUGAAUGUAAGCAAUGUGGGAAAGCCUUCAGAUCUGUCAAAAAUCUUUGAAUUCAUAAAAGGACACACGGAGAGAAACCCUAUGAAUGUAAGGAAUGUGGAAAAGUGUUCCAUAAUUUCUCUUCUUUGCAAAUACAUGAAAGGAUGCACAGAGGAGAGAAGCCCUAUGAAUGUAAGCAUUGUGGGAAAGCAUUCACAUCUGCCAAGAUCCUUUGAAUACAUGCAAGAACACACACUGGAGAGAAACCCUAUGAAUGUAAAGAAUGCAGAAAAGCAUUCAGCUUGCCUGUUUCCUUUCAUAGACAUGAAAAGACUCAUACUUGAAGGAAACCCUAUGAAGGCAAGCAAUGUGGCAAAGUUUUCACUUCCAGUUCUUUUCAAUAUCAUAAAUCACUGUAGGGAGAAACCCUAUCAAUGUAAUCAAUGUGCAAAAGCCUAUUCCACUUCUUUUCAAUAUCAUGAAAGGACUCACACGGGAGAGAAACCCUAUGAGUGUAUGCAGUGUGGGAAAGCCUUCAUUUCUUCUAGUUCCCUUCGAUACCAUGAAAGAACACAGGGAGAGAAGCCCUGUGAAUGUAAGCAAUGUGGAACCUUCAGAUCAGCCUCACACCUUCAAAUCCAUGGAAGGACUCACACUCAGGAGAAACCCUAUGAAUGUAAACAGUAUGGGAAAGCAUUCAGACCUGGCAAGAUUCUUUGAAUACAGAUAAUGAAUGUAAACAAUUAACUGUUUAUAAUAACUGUAUACUAACAAAUGUUAUUCCUUUUAAAUAAUUAAGAAGCUAUAAUACCCCAUUGGUGUCAUGUAUUAGAUCAACCUUAUACUGUUAAAUUGUUAUUACUUGGACAUUGUGAGUCAGUAUAACCAUGUGGAUAAAAUGCCAGGCAUUUUUUGUUUUUUUUGGAAAAUUU